Messenger RNA from Frieseomelitta varia, 741 nucleotides. RefSeq lists its product as uncharacterized. The record is from RefSeq and is a predicted model, not a curated record. Bases 314 to 517 code for a protein of 67 amino acids. NCBI's taxonomy places the organism in Eukaryota, Metazoa, Arthropoda, Insecta, Hymenoptera, Apidae. The transcript has 3 exons.
CGUAAUUAUGCUGCGUGUCGUGUGCCGAGGCUCGUCCACCGAUUCCUCGAACUGAUAGAAAUUCUUAUGGCUGCUUCUCACGAUAGCCAAGUGUAAAUGGCGAUGUUUCGUUUGGUGAAAAGCAGAAAAGUGAAAAGGUACACGUUGAAACGCCGAGAGGCUGGGGGAGUUUCACGGUACACUUUGCGAUUCGUUUGAUCCGCCUCGCUAAUUUCAGCCACAUGUAUAUAAACGUUAGGUUUGCUGCGACCACAAGCAGAGAGUGUUUCGCUUCUCGAGGCGUCUGCUCGUAGUAUUUCUCAUUUUCGUCAGAAUGAGACGAAAGCUUUUGUAUGCUGCUGGUUUAUUGGUGUUGCUCGUGUUGCUCCAACAACCAGCUGAAUCGAAAAAGGUAAUCAUCCAUGUCCCCUACCGAAUAAAGAACGUGAAGCACACGCACACGAUCUACAAAAUCUUACCGCACUAUGACGAGGACAAGAAAGACAUAGAAGAGGAAGAUAAAUAUGAAUUUUAUUAGAAAUAAGUAGGAAGUAGUAUAGCGGAAAGGUUGCGAGUAAUUAAUAAAAUAUGAAAAACAAACAACCUGUAAUAGAGUUAAGUUGAAACAAAUCUCGUAGACUUUUGUACUCAGAUAUAAAAGAAGAAGUAAAAAAAAAGAAAAAAGAAAUUAAGAGUUAAAUGUUCGAGAAAGACAAGAUGAAAAGUUGAAAGAGAAACGUUUAAGGAUGACGAUAUGUAUAU